Messenger RNA from Melanotaenia boesemani (Boeseman's rainbowfish), 2613 nucleotides. Its product is annotated as caspase activity and apoptosis inhibitor 1. The record is from RefSeq and is a predicted model, not a curated record. NCBI's taxonomy places the organism in Eukaryota, Metazoa, Chordata, Actinopteri, Atheriniformes, Melanotaeniidae. Bases 87 to 1061 code for a protein of 324 amino acids. The transcript is spliced from 6 exons.
AGAAUAAGUCGCCGCUUGGUUAUGACGUCUUUUCCCCGCGACUUUCAACUUGAAUCAAUUUCGUGUACAAACAGAUCGUUUUCUGGAUGAAGGACCGGCUUGUUGAGCAUAAAAUGCUGAAAAAGAAACCAAGUACCACCGAAAAGAAAAGAAAACACUCUCAGUCUGAAGAACGGAGCGGUAAACGAAGGAGCUCUGAGUCACACUUAGAGGACUCCAAGGAUGAGCUUGCUGACCCUGAGCUGGACAAGAUUGGAAGUGACAUUGAGGAAGGGGGACUGGACCUCAGCCUGCCUUUUCAGCCCAUCACAGCUUACACCGGUGAUAAACAAGAGAUGUUGGAACAGUGUUUCCGUGUGUUAGGGGAGAAGAAGCUGAGAAAGAUGCUGCCUGAUGAACUGAAGGACUGCAGUUUAGUGGAAAUCAAAGCGCUGUGUUGGAAGCAGCUGGAACCCAUCUGUGAGAAAAAUCUCCUUCAUAUCCUAGCUGGGGAAGAUCUGACACCUGGAAAUGAAAACUCAGACGGGACCUUGGAGAGCCAGCAAGAUAAUAAUGUUGACUCUACAUCUUGCUUUAAAGAAACAGGAAAAAAUGAGUACACUAAACAAGAGGGUGGUGGCUCUGGCGAGGAGAGUGAUGUCCUGAGCAUAAAUGCAGACACUUACGACAGCGACAUAGAGGGUCCCAAGGAGGAGCAGACUGCCAAACCUGCAGAUGCAACAGCAAGAGUUGGCGACGGCAGAGGGGAAGGCUCUGACCGGCCUCUAAACCCCGAGCCAAAGAAAGACAUUCAAAGUGACAUAGACAAAAGCGUCAGUGAGAUUUUAGCAUUUUCUUCCACUUUAAGCAAAGAUGAGGUUAAAGAAGCAGGUGGACAGCCGCAGUCUGCAGACAUUAGUUCGCCCGGUCAAGCAGGACCCUCUGUAAGUGGAAAUCCAGAAGUUAGUCAACCUUCAGUUCAGCAGCUGGCCCUUCUGGAGCUGGAAAUGAGAGCAAGGGCCAUAAAGGCUCUGAUGAAAGCUAGUGAUGGGAAAAAGCUGAGCAAAACAAAAAACAUUUAAAAUAUUUUAGUUUGUGUUUUAGUUUGUUCAUUUAUAAUCUCCAAGCGCUUCAGUUUAACAACAAAAGAACUGUUAAAAUGAUACUUGUUUUAUUAUUAUACACGUUUUCAGUGUAUCAUUUAAAAUAUGUGUUUUUACUCCAUAUUGGAAUGAUUUUACAGUUUGUUUAAAGCAAAAAUAAACAAGAAGGCAUGUAUGUAUUGUAUGAAUCCUUUUUUUGGGGGUGUAGAAACUUUAUAUGCAGUUUCCUCUCCGGCCACUAGAUGGCAGUGAUACUCUGCCACAUAACCUGCACAGGGCUGAGUUUAAUCCGUGCAGAGGGUAUCGGGGUAGAUUUAUUGGCUCACAUUACAGUCAGAAUUUUCGCAGUCAGCGUGAAAGUCAGGGUUUGUUAAUAAUGACAUCGUUUAGUAAUGCAGCUCUAUUAGAGUUAAUGCUGGAGAAGAAGAUCAGGAAGAUGUGUAGCCGGAGCAGGUGGCAACAGAGCUGCAGGAUCAUUCAGACGCGUGAUUAACUUUUCACGCUGAGAGGAAGCAUCAUAAUAUCGUGUGCUGCCGUUUCUGUCACAUUUACAUCUGCUAAAGCUUAGUUUGGCUUGGGUAAAAGGCCUUCAUUUGGCAUGAAAUUGCAGAAAAGCAUAAAUAAAUAUGAGAUGAUUUCACUUUAACAUCAAAGUAGAGACUCUACCACUUUCUGAACUUCUUUAAUGGCAUCCUUUCAUCUAAAAUUGUUGAGAUCUUGCUGUAAUUUCUUUUCAAAGCAGCUUUGUUUCAGUGCUGUUUGUGUAUGUGUGUGUGUGUGGUUACAUGCAGAUGCAGAGCAAAACAGCUCUCAACCCCGCUAACCCAAAGCAGACAAUGAAAUGUGUGAUAAGAAGCCGGUUGCCUCCUGGGUAUUUGCAUUUAAAAGGUUUAUUUCAUGGUAGAGGUGAAGGUGGGAGGGUUAAAUAUGUCAUUCUUCAUGCAUUUAUGUGCAGGUGUCUCACUCUUGGAUGAAAUAAAGAAGGAAAAUGUCUGCUUUAGUAAAGAUGCUAAAGUGCUUAUGGGGUCUGUGACUGGUGAGUAUUUAUUGGUGUCAUUUUACUGCUAUUAGAAAGCCAAUUAUAACUUUUUCUUGCUGUGAAUAAUUGACGGUUAAAGUAGACUUUAGAAUAAAGGCUGGAAAAUAGCUUGAUGGAGGUGAGAUGAUACUUUGUGAAUUCAAAUGAAUGUUGUGAUUCAUAAUAUUGAACUAUGGUGCUUCUUUCUAUGGUGUUCAUUUGAAGGUGAAAAGGUUUAAAGGAGCUGCAGCCACCGGUUCAUCCGCUAUGCUUGUAUUUUUUUUGUGUUUUGACCAAGCCUUUGUAUACUACUGCCUUUUUUUUUAGAAGAAGAACACUAUUCUACUCAAUCAUUUUUAAGCAGCUUUUCCUCUGAACUGUAUAAUUUUACUCUGACAGAAAUCUACAUUACGUUGUAAAUGCUAUGGACUUAGCUACACAUUGUAAGCAAUGUAAGAUGUAAAAUUUAUUGCAGAGAAUGAAAGGCUCAGUGUACACUUUCUAUUGUUAUAU